This is a messenger RNA of Rotaria sp. Silwood1, 5294 nucleotides long. The record is from the annotation of a GenBank genome assembly. NCBI's taxonomy places the organism in Eukaryota, Metazoa, Rotifera, Eurotatoria, Philodinida, Philodinidae.
AUGACGACAUGGAAUGCCAGUGAUUAUCAAACAAACAGUGAAUACUAUCAGUCAUUGGGGAAUCCACAUAAUUUUGAUCAAUCGGAUAAUCUUCGUUUGGAUCGUCUUUCAUCGCCUCAAUUUCAUCCAAACAAUGGGAAAAGCAUAAUUUAUUUAAGACGACAAUAUCAUAUGCCUGAUUUACGUGGAUCAACAACAACUUUACACUGGCGCGACUUAGAAACGAACAAGACUGUUCAAUUGACACGUCCAAUUUGGGGUAUACAUGACCAGCAGUUCUUUUGGGUAAAAAAUGAUGCAAUUCUCUUCUUGUCUAAUCGAGCAUCAUCACGUCUAAAUCAAAUUUUUCAACUUAAUCUCACUGAGGAUUUAUCAACGAUAACUACUUUCAUCGAUCCGAUUCAAAUAACAGAUUAUCCAUUGGAUAUUGAUAAUCUUUUAGUUAAUCGACAAGCAUCACGUCUAGCAUUUAGUUGUCAAGUUUACCCAAACUUAACGAUCGAAGCAACAGUUGCUCGACAAGCGGCAGAGAAAGCUAGUGGUAUUUCAAUUCAUGAAUUCGAUAAACUAUACAUUCGACAUUGGGAUGAAUAUAUGACAGGUCGACGUCAUCAUCCAUUUCUUGUUGAAAUCCAACGACAAAGCAACAGAAUAUUCAGUUUUUCAUCGUCACCAAUCGAUGUACUUUUCGAUGUAGAUAGUGAUUCGCCAACACGACCUUUCGGUGAUGCUAAAGCUCAAUGGUCAUUUAGUGCAACUGGUAAUUCGUUUGCAUAUACUCGACAAUAUGAUGAAACGAGUGAAGUAGCUUGGUCAACCAAUUUAGAUAUCUAUACACUUGAUUUAAGUACAUCUGGAGAAAAGAGUGUGUGUAUUACAUGCAAUAAUCCAGCAACCGAUACCGAUCCAUCUUAUUCGCCAACAGAUGAUAGUAUAUUGGUCUAUCGAUCACAUGUAGUUCCAGGAUACGAAGCUGAUCAAUAUAAAAUUAAAGUAUACAAUGGAUCGGAUUCGACAAUAACUCUUCUCGACGAUUGGGAUCGAAGUAUUCAAGUUGUAACAUGGUCUAUUGAUGGUCAAUCUCUUUAUCUUGAAAUCGGCGAAGAAGCAGAAAAUGUUAUCUACUUUAAAUCCAAUAUAUUUACGAAUGACUUGCCCAUUGUUAUAAUUAGCAAUGGUACUUCGCACAAUAUCAAUCUUCAUCCUACUGACAAUCAAACGUUUGUUUUCACACAUGAAAGUAUCCUUGAACCGGCAAAUAUCUAUUUAUAUUCGUCAAAUGAGUCAAUUCAACCCCUCACUGAUCAUAAUAAAGCUCUAUUGGAUAAAGUAAAAAUGAGUACCGAAGCCAAUAAAUUUUCGUUUACAGGUGCUCAAGGUGAUACGGUUUGGGGAUGGCAUAUACCACCGGCGAAUCACACAAGCAAUUCAGCUCCUCUAGCUUUUCUCAUCCAUGGUGGUCCACAAAGUAGUUGGUAUAAUGCAUGGAGUUAUCGAUGGAAUUUUCAAUCGUUUUCUUCUCAAGGCUACGCUGUCAUUGCCAUCAAUUUUCAUGGUUCUGAUUCAUAUGGACAGAAUUUUACAAACAGUAUUACAGGUCAAUACGGUUCUUGGCCUUACGAAGAUCUUCAAAAAGGACUUACUCAUGCUCUGAGUGCUUAUUCUUAUAUUGAUCCGAACCGAAUCGCAGCAUUGGGUGCUAGUUAUGGUGGAUAUAUGAUCAAUUGGAUUGCUGGACAACCAGAGAUGAGCGCUCGUUUUAAAACACUCAUUUGUCAUAAUGGUUUGUUUGAUAUGAGAGCUAUGGGUUAUUCCACAGAAGAACUAUUUUUCACUGAGUAUGAUGCAGGAGGUUUCACUCCAUGGACUAAUCCAGCUGCCUAUGAACUUUAUAAUCCAGUUAAUCAUGUUGCAAAUUGGACAGUGCCCAUGCUGGUUAUUGUUGGUGCUCGUGAUUAUCGUGUACCCGAAACACAAGGAAUUAGUGCCUUUACAGCUUUGCAACGCCGUAAUAUCCCAAGUCAGUUACUCUAUUUUCCCAGCGAAAAUCAUUGGGUACUAAACCCACUACAUUCCAUUGCUUGGUAUGAACAAGUACUCGGCUGGAUGGACAAAUACACUAGCAGCUAAAUAUAUUUGAUAUUAUUUCAAUCAAUAAUGUAGUAGGCUUCUUAUAAGAAACUUCUUUCGUUUUGACAUUAUAUUUUACUAUCUAUCAAAUAAGACAUAUAAACGAUGAUGAAAACUCGAUUUUUCAGUAUUGAAUAAAUGAAUUGUUUUUUUUGCUCAUUCAUUAUACUAACUGCAAUGAUUCCCAUCUUAAAUAAAGAAUUCCAAAUUAUUCACACUCUUAUCGAAUUAUCCUAAGCUAUAUGUCUCGCUCGAACGAGAAUCUCUUCUUUAUUUGUUAGAAAUUUGUUGGAAAGUUAAUGAAGUGUGGAUUUGUCAAAAAUAAAAAAAAAAACUCGUUCUAUUAAGUGAUUGCAUUACUCGAUUAUAUUUUAGAAACAUUGCUGGAUGUGAAUUUGCCGUUGUUGCUCGAUAUUCUGCUUUCGUAAACUCAAAUUGUGUAUCUAUUGGUUCACUGGAUUUGAUAUUUUGAUUGUUGACCUUCGCUAAUAAAUUGUUUGUUGUCUUUGUAUAUGAAAAGAUCAAACUACUACUGUUUUUAAUCGUUAAAUCAUUUGAACUAAGAUAAAAACUAAUUGUAAGGAGCGAGAUAAUCAUGGUACAAUGGAGCAGUGCCUCAGUAUUUGAGAGUUUUCUUGAUGAAAAACAAUGGAUCUGAUCAUAUUUCUGAAUUGAUUGUCAUCUAUGGAACGAAGAGUCACAUUUUUUUUAGUCAGAUAAGCAUCUGAUGAAACCAAGACAAUCUUCAGUUUCAAGCAUUCGUCAUUUAUUCGAAUAUCAAUGACGCCAUACACUGCUGAUUGCUGACUGUGUGAGCUGUCACCGACCUUUAUAUGUAAUGAAUAUGUGUUCGCGAUGCGAUAACAUCUUGGUGAUCUGCAAAGACACUGAACUGGCUCAUGUCAUUUCACUCGACAUUUCUCAUUUCUAGCCGAAAUCUUGCGACCAUAUCGAUAGAUGUAGAUUCCCGUGUGUGUGAGAGUAUUUUUUCAUUAUUCACACCCGUCACACUCUAUCUCGAAUGAUUAAUUGGAAUAUAUUUUACCAAACAAUAUUGGUAAAGAAAAAUAUAUAAAAUAUAAAACUUUUGUCGAGUGAAGUUUGUAUAAGAAAGAAGAUCUUUUUCUGAUUAUAAAUUUAAAAAAGAAAUCAGAAUAAAUUUUUAUUAAAUCUUCAAUGCACUUAUUUUUGUAUUUUUUCUACAUACAAACUUUUCACUCAUCUAUUGAAAUAUAAAAUAGAAUAUUGUGUUUGAUCUCAAUGGACAAGUAAGAAAUGCUGCAUUAAGAUUUAAUCGAAGUAUCUUUGAUUCAACUGUUAUAUUGUGUUUAUGACGUACAUCUUCUUCGUAUGCUAUCAUAAGAACUUUCUCUCUUUACCUAUAUGAAUUUAUAUAUACACUAGCGCGUACUGCAUGAUAGAAAGCUGCGAAUCCUUCCAGACUCGGAGUCUUGUCUGGAUCCAGCCAGAUUCAUAAACACGUAGAUCCGUAGCUCUCUUCGGAUUUUCUUUGUAUCGCAAUCAUGAUUAGAAAUAUCAUUUACACAGUACACUAGUAUACACUUCUUUCUCUUAUGUUGUUCUGUGCAUAUUUUUCUCUUAUUAUUUUUUCUUUUUUCUUCUCGGGCUCUCUCUCUCCAUAGUUGUUCAGCAGUUCUAUUGACUAAAAAAAUACAAUAAUUCUUUUUAUUUACAAAUAAAUAUGAUUGUCUUGUUUAGAAAAAAUUGUUUGAUAUUUAGUGAAUGUAAUUUAAUUAGAUUAUUCAGUUAUCAUUACAUUAUCAAGUUGCCGAUAAAGAUAUUGAAUACUUUCUGUGAUCCAUUAUUCAAUAAUUAUUAAAUGUUUCCAUUACUACUACUAAGUAAUAGAACUCUUCAUUAUCGCUAGAUUUACCACUCAGUACAAUCGAAAGAUUAGUGAAGUAUAAAUAAAUAUAAAAUAAAAUUUGUAUCGGUUUCUUCUACUAUUUCUAUAUUUCACAAAUAAUUACAGUAUUUGUCAUCGAAUGGAUCAUGUAAAUAAUCGAAUCUUUGAAAAUUUUUAAAGAAAUUAAACAAAACCUUUUCUGAUAACGUAUAUUCUUACAUUAUAUUUUAUAAUAAGAUUUUUUUCAAGAUAUUAUUGUCCAAUCAAAUUUAAUAUGAUUAUUAUGAAAAAAAAGAAUAUAAAUGUAUUUGGAGAAAUUCAAUAGUAGUUGUCCAGUUAAUCAUAGAAAACGAAUAGAAUUUGUUUCAUUCUUAAUAAGUUAUUCAAUUUUUUUUUUUUUGUGAUAAGUAUAUUUAUUGAAAACAAUAUUGAAUUAACAAUCGAAAUAACAAGAAAAUUAAUUAAAUUAGAUAAAGUUAAAAAAAAAAGUGAAAUAAUAUUCUCAUAUAAUUUUAAAGCAUGUAGUAAUAUACGAAAUGAUGUAUUUUAGUAUAGUUCGAUAUACUGAAUUUGAUAUUCAAAAUUUUAAUCAUAGUUCAAAUGAAUCAAAUAUAUUGGGAAACAUCUUGUAAUUUUUCUUAGUAAUUUACAAAUUUGAAGAUCAAAUAAUUUUCCUUAGACCACAAGUUUAUUAUUAAAUAAAAUAUAAUUCAUUGUAAUUUUUAAUAUGUGAUAUUUUUUUUUGUUUUGAAUUUCAAUUCUGAAUAUCAUUCAGAGAAUUUCAUUGAUUAAACUAAUAUUUCUUUAACAAUGUUAUGUUUAAUAUGUAUGAAAAAAGUCAUAUUUAUUUAAAUUUAUGAAAAUAAAUUCAUUUUAAUUGAAAAUCUAUCUUAUUUGAAUAAAUAUAUAUAUUAAAAACAUUACUAGUGCAACCUACAACGGAUUUAGAUGUAGAAUAUCUUUGUCCUUAUCAAGUAUCUUAUAGUAGUAUAUUAAAUAUGUAAUCUGAAAUGUAUCCAAUAAGAAGAAAGUAUUUUUUUUUUUUCAAAAAUUUAUAAUUAUCAGAGAAACACUUAAUUUCGUUUGUUUCUCUGCUCUUAAUAUUUAUUUCUUUUAUUUUCAUAUUAUCAAGGUAUUGUUUAAUCUUGCUAACAAUGAGAAGCAGGAUGAAGACAGUGAAUGUACUACUGUUUGGUCUUUAAUUCGAUUUGAUGAGAUCGAAAAAGAUUUUCUUUUAAGGUAAAAUCUCGAAAACUUGAUUUAAAGUUCGAUUGACUAUUUUUCUUUGAAAAAGAUU